Molecule: messenger RNA, 1577 nt
Organism: Polypterus senegalus (gray bichir)
Lineage: Eukaryota; Metazoa; Chordata; Cladistia; Polypteriformes; Polypteridae
Product: PWWP domain-containing DNA repair factor 3A-like
Exons: 4
Coding region: 149-481 (110 amino acids)
Source: RefSeq, a predicted model, not a curated record
UCUUUUAGAGUGUCUGGGCAAAUCUCUUCAACUGUCCCAUCUCACAUGCAAGCUGUGAGUGACCGGGUGACAGAUGAGAAGAAGCUGGUAGACUUCAUUGUAGAAGCACAAGGCUCCCAGCAGCAUUUGUCGAGGAUACUCCGUGGUAAUGAGCCUUCUAAGUGGCUGGAUAGAUUCCAGGAAAAGUCAUCUUUCCGAGUGCCUGUGUACCUGGAGUCUGACGAACAACAGGAUGCCCUUUUCUCAUAUCUUGAGAGAUUUGAGAACUGUACAAACAGCAUUCCCUAUUAGAGAUCGUGUGCAGUUCAUUCUGGAUGUCUUAUUCCCUGAGUCCAUCAUCCAUGCCCUGGCUGCUCUACAAGGUGUAUCAGGACAGGAGGCAGAAGAUUUAUUUCUUGGUGGCCCAGAAUACAGUGUCGGUGAAGUGGAAGAAUUUAAUCGAAAGAUAGGGCAGCAAUUAAAGAAGGAGGGAAUGCUGUGAUAUCUGUUGGAAUAGAAGAUGAUGCUACUGCCCAGUGCUUCCAGAAUCCUUCAUUUGAGUCUUGGGUCUGAAUCUACUGCGUCAUUGCCAAGUAUUCUGGGGUAAUGUAUCUUGUUUUGUUUACAUUUUGUUUUUCUCCAUAUUCCAAGCUCAUUUACUUGACCUUAGCUUUAAUAAACUGGAUGGCUGUCUCCUUCACAAUUGAUUUGAAAGUACUUUACUAUUCAUUACAUAAAAGCUCUGAACAAUUUAGUCCCUUCCUGUAUUUGGUACUGUCUCUCCCCCAACACUCCUCAUUUUAAUCUUUAAUCCACAACCAAUAUUGCCAACUAAUUUGCUUAUGAAAGGACUGGUGAAGCAGCUUGCACAUGUAUACCAAAAAUAUAGAAUGCCAGCUAUAAAUGAAAAACCUAUCAAAAUACUUUUAAAACACCAUUUUUAAACUUCACCUCUGUUUAAUUCCCACUUCUAUCAGUUGUAAUGGUUUAUGACUUGAACUGCAUACACUUUGAAAGAUUUACACUAGAUAAUAACCAUUGUUUUUUUGCUUUUUUUUUGUCUGGUGAUGCCCUUUGCCAUGCACCCUGGUCAAGUCUUGUGCAACUGUCUGUGGUGCUGAAGAGAGAAGAUUUCUGAAGACCCCCUUGAAAUGGAGUGGCAUCUGGAUUAACACUACAACAAUAUGCUUGCUAAGAAUGUCCACAGGGGCCUGGGGAGUCUGUGACCUUCUCUGACCAACUAGACCUUUUGUGUUCUUCAACAGGGCCAUCUGACCAUCAGAUGUAUAUAAUUUUCCUCUUGUGUACUUUUUGUGUAUAUGUAUUUUCGCAGUUUCAUAAAGUUAUAUGUAUUUGUUAAGCAGUUUGGACUUUAUUAGUAUUAAAAUGUUACAGAAGUUAUUUGUGGAAUAAUUUUAAUGAUCAAAAUAGCAAAAAAUGUAACUUUAAAUUUUCUGUGCUCUGGGUAAAAUGUUAAAUCUGUGGUGAUUUUUUUUUUUUUUUACAUUUGACAAAUUUUUUUUUUAGGUGCAUUGUUCUCACAUUGUUCACUUUUGUUCUCAUAACAUUUAUUCAAUAAAAUUUGCAUGAAAAGUGUA